Molecule: messenger RNA, 6062 nt
Organism: Dipodomys ordii (Ord's kangaroo rat)
Lineage: Eukaryota; Metazoa; Chordata; Mammalia; Rodentia; Heteromyidae
Gene: Abca6
Product: ATP-binding cassette, sub-family A (ABC1), member 6
Exons: 38
Coding region: 1266-6062 (1598 amino acids)
Biological process (GO): transmembrane transport; lipid transport
Cellular component (GO): intracellular membrane-bounded organelle; membrane
Molecular function (GO): ATP binding; ATP hydrolysis activity; lipid carrier activity
Source: RefSeq, a predicted model, not a curated record
UCUGACAAGGCAAGAAAAGUUGACAAUUCUUUUCAGAGAGAUAGACUUCUUUUUUCUAGUAUUCCUGCAAAAAAAUCCCUCUUGAAUAUUUGUAAUGUUUUUUGAGCAUUGGCAAUUCACUAUACUUUAUUUUGUUUACAUAUCUUAUAAAAUCCUGUAUCUAUUAUGAAUAGAGUAAAAGGUAGAAAUUUGUUCAUAAUUCAUUUGUUCAUCCAAGAAAUUUUUCUAAGACACACUAUGGAUUGUUUAGCUUUUUUAGGAAAGAAAAGAAAUUCAGCUCUAGCAUGUUCUGCCCACAUAGUGUGAAGUUGCCAAGUCUAUAAUUGACAGUUGUAUUUAGCCAUAAGUAGUGAAGAAACAUAGCUUAUUUCUCAUUGAAAGUUAAGUGUUUUGUGUGAUUAGUUAUUUUUGCUUUUCUUGCCUUUUUUUCCUUCUUGAUGCCAUGGUGUCUGAUGGACCAGUUUCAUUUUUCUUUGUUUGCCAUUUCCUCCCCAAUUCCUGCAGUUGAAAGUCCAAAUGAACAAACAUGGGUGUUUUUUUUUUCUCAACCAAUCAUGCGGCAGUCAUUUCUCUACAAAAUACUUGGCUUAGGGGAUAAAAAGAGCACAGAUCAAAAAAAAUAAACAAAUUAAUCGUGUGCAGCUGGGCUGACUAUAUCCUUUUUCAGAAACUGGUCUGAGAAUAAACAGGAAGUAGUACCUACAUAGGGAAAAAAAGUUUAGUUCUUGUACUAGACAAAAAGAGAACCAUAUUUUCAGAGUACUUUUUUCUGACUUUUCUGACAGUAAAGUGAGUAGACAUGGUUAAAAAUCAAUCUAUUUUUUGUACAAUAUUGAUGCUUCCAGUAUUUAUGUUUAGAUUGAAGACUUUGACUGUUUUUCUUUUUCUUGUGUGGAUAUAGCAUUAGAAUAUAGGAAAGUAGUAAAAAUUUACUUUAUCUCAACUGAAGGAGAAUUAUUGGGAUAUUUUGAUAUACAAAUUUGACAUAAUAUUUAAACUUAGUGAUUAUAAAAACUAGAAAAAUUAUUUUCUGUUUAUUUGGAAGUAUUUGGGAAAAAUUACUUUCCUAUGUAACUUCUGUUUUCUCUCUUAUAUAAACUUAAUUCUGUUUCCUGAGUUAUUCAGAGACUUCAGAAUUCAGAAAUUUCAGAGAAAUGUUUUAUUUUUCCUGUGCCUUAGAAUCAAUUUUCAAGUAAUUUGAGUUUGUAUUAUAAUCCACAGCCUCGUUCUUUUUUAAAAGUCAUUUACUUCAAUGUGAAGGUAAAAUGGGUAUAAAGCAGAGAAGUCUGUAUCAGCAAACUCGAGCGCUUCUGCACAAGAAUCUUCUUAUGAAAUGGAGAAUGAAAAUAAAUAGCUUGUUGGAAUAUGGCAUCCCAGUACUUCUAGGAGUAUAUAUGAGUACAAUUGCACAUUUUACAUACAAUAUGCAUUUUUCUGGAAAGCCUCCUGAGAACCUGGGAAGGCUAGAUCAAUUUAAUAGCUCUUCUAUGACAGUUGUAUAUAUGCCAAUCUCUAAUACAACCCAGAAGAUAAUGAAUAGAAUAGCACUUUCUCCUUUUAUGAAAGGAGCAAGUAUCAUUGGGACACCAAAUUAUACCUAUAUGGAUGAUAUAUUUCAGAAGCAUCUUCCAUAUUCAUUGGGAAUCAUCUUUAAUGACAUUUUCUCUUACAACCUAAAAGUUGUAGACUAUUCAGUUCCAAUGGUUGAAAAAAGUUUAUCAGGUUAUUGCUUUGAAUCGUAUGAUGAUUUUUUAUGUGAAUCGUCCCUAUAUUGGAAAGGAGGUUUUGUGGCUUUACAAACUCUCAUUAAUGCUGUUAUUAUAGAAAUGACAACAAACCACUCUGUGAUGGAGGAGCUGAUGUCUGUUACAGCUAUAAACAUGAGGGCAUUGCCUUCUGUUUCCAAACACAGCUUUCAAAAUGAAGUGUUUAUUUUGUUCUGUUUAUUUUACUUCAUAUCAAUUAUAUAUUUUCUAUCACUUAAUGUUACAAGAGAGAGAAAAAAGUACAAGGAUCUGAUGAAAAUCAUGGGACUAUAUGACUCAGCAUUCUGGCUCUCCUGGGGCUUACUUUAUGCUGGCUUUGUCUUCAUUUUUUCCAUAUUCAUUACAGUUAUCAUAACAACCACCCAAACUAUAGUUAUGACUGGCUUCAUCGUCAUAUUUACACUUUUUUUCUUAUAUGGCCUAUCUUUGAUAGCCUUAUCAUUCCUGAUGAGUGUUUUGUUGCAGAAAGCUGCCCUUACAAAUUUUAUGAUGUUUCUUAUUACUCUCUUUUGGGGUUGUGUGGGAUUCACUGCAUUGUACAAACAACUUCCUUCAUCUCUGGAGUGGAUUCUGAGUGUUUGUAGCCCUUUUGCCUUUACUUCUGGAAUGAGUCAGAUUAUUCACCAGGAUUACAAUUUCAAUGGUAUCAAUUUUUUUGACCCUUCAGGAGAGUCCUAUGUAAUGAUAGCAAAAUGCUCUAUUCUGGUUUUUGAUGGUGUAGUUUACUUGCUAUUGGCAUUAUACUUUGACAAACUCUUACCCUAUGGAAGUGAACUCCACCAUUCUCCAUUGUUUUUCCUGAAUUCAUCAUUUUGUUUCCAACAUUGGAGGACUAAAAAUAAUGUUCUUGAGGAAAACCUAGAUCCUGAACAGCCCUCUGAUGAUUACUUUGAGCCUGUAGCUCCUGAGUUACAGGGAAAAGAAGCCAUCAGAAUCAGAAAUGUUAAAAAGGAAUAUAAAGGAAAAUCUGGAAAAGUGGAAGCAUUGAAAGGUUUGCUCUUUGAUAUAUACGAAAGUCAAAUCACAGCAAUUCUGGGUCACAAAGGAGCUGGCAAAUCUUCACUACUAAACAUCUUUACUGGACUAUCUGUUCCAACAGAAGGCUCAGUCACUAUCUACAAUAAAAAUCCCUCUGAAAUUCAAGACUUGGAGGAAAUCAGAAAGAGAACUGGUGUUUGUCUUCAACAUAAUGUUCAGUUUGACAUACUUACCUUAAAGGAAAACCUCAGGCUGUUUGCUAUAAUAAAAGGGAUCCAUCCACAGGAAGUGGAACGAGAGGUACAACAAAUUUUAUUGGAGUUUGACAUGCAAACUAUUCAGGAUGACCGUGUUGAAAAUUUAAGUGAAGGACAGAAAAGAAAGCUGACCUUUGGGACUGCCAUUUUAGGAGAUCCUCAAAUUUUGAUCUUAGAUGAACCAACUGUUGGGCUGGAUCCCUUUUCAAGGCAGCAGGUGUGGAGCUUCCUGAAGGAACAUAGAGCAAAUCGGGUGAUCCUCUUCAGUACCAAGUAUGUGGAUGAGGCAGACAGCCUUGCUGAUAGAAAGGUGAUAAUGUCCCACGGGAAACUGAAAUGUGCAGGCUCUUCCAUCUUUUUGAAGAGAAAAUGGGGCAUUGGAUAUCACCUAAGUUUACAUAGGAAUGAAAUAUAUGAUCCAGAAAAAAUAACAUCCUUUAUUAAGCAUCACAUCCCUGAGGCCGAAUUAAAAACAGAAAACAAAGAGAAGCUUGUGUACACUUUGCCUUUGGAAAGGACGAGUAGGUUUCCAGAUCUCCUCAGUGAUCUAGAUGCAUAUUCUGGUCAGGGUAUAAUGAGUUGUGACAUCUCUAUAUCAACUCUGAAUGAAGUCUUCAUGGAUCUAGAUAGAAAAUCCAUUACCGAAAAAGAUUUUGAACAUUCAGAAAUGCUGAGAGCCUCAGAGGGCAUAAAUGAAACAGAGCAAGCUUGCCCUUCUCUUCUCCAAAUGCGGAAGGCAGUGAGUGACCUGCACCUCUGGAGAACACAGGUCUGCGCGAUAGCCUGGCUCCGAUUCUUAAAACUAAAACGUGAGAGGAAGUCACUUUUGGCCUUGCUACUCAUACUUGCAAUUCCAUUUUUCUUUUUGAUUGUGGAACUAAUACUUUUGGCUGUGCAAAAUAACCAGAACUGGGAAUUUAAGACGGGAUUGUAUUUCCUGUCUCCUGGACAAGUUCCUCAGGAUCUCUGCACCAGUCUGUUGAUCAUCAAUAACACAGGUAAACACCUUUUCUUUGUUCUUCAAAGAUUUAGACUCUUACUUACUAUAUUUGUCUUGGUUUGUAUUAAGGAUUAUAGAUUUUCAGUUGUGUGCAACACCAAGAGGCUGCACUGUUUUCCUGUCCUUAUGAAUAUCAUCAGCAAUGGACUACUUCAUAUGUUCAACCAUACACAGUAUAUUCAAAUCAAAAGAAAUUUAUUUACUUUUGCCGAUAUCAUCAUCUGGUUUGGGUUUGAAGACUUCUCGUUCUUGUUUUCAGUAGUUGCCAAUAUUUCUCCUUACAUUGCCAUGAGCAGUGCUACUGAUUACAAAAAAAAAGCUGAUGUUCAGCUAUGGAUUUCAGGCCUUUACCAUUCUGCUUAUUGGUUUGGGCAGGCAGUGACAGAUGUUACCCUGUUCAAUUUCAUUAUCAUGUUAACAUAUGUAAUCGUCUAUGUAACAAAACUGAAGGGUUCUUCCAUUACAAGUCGAAUGGUAUUUGCUACGGUUGCUUAUUCUUUUGGUUAUUCAACUUCUCUGAUCUCCUUGACAUAUGUGAUAUCAUUUACAUUUUGCAAGAGGAAGAAAAACAGCAGCCUCUGGUCACUUUGCUUUUGUAUUUUCUUUAUAAUCACUGUCUACUUCUGGACAAUCUUUUACUUGGACCUAAGUAUACUCAUUCCCAGCAUGAUAUUGAUUCCUACCACUUCCUUGUGUGGAUAUCUAUUCUUUGUGGCAGAGAGAUCCUACUAUUACUCCAGAGAACUUCCUGAAGUAGUAUUUGACAUUAGAGGAACUGAUUUGCUAAUCUGCCUAAUACCUUUCUUCCAGACUUUGGUAUUUAUUUUUGUUCUAAGAUGGAUGGAACUAAAAUAUGGAAAGAAAGUAAUACGAAAGGAUCCUAUUUUCAGAAUUGCUCCCCAAAGUCGAGAUGUUCACCCAAAUCCAGAAGAAAUUGUGGAUGAAGAUGAAGAUGUUCAAGCAGAAAGAACAAGGACAUCAACUGCCCUGACAGUUUCAAAUUUAAAUGAGAAGCCAAUCAUAAUUGCCAGCAGUCUACAUAAAGAGUAUGCAGUUCAGAAGAAAAGAUGCUUUACAAAGUCAAAGAAGAAAAUAGCAACCAGAAAUAUCUCUUUCUGUGUUAACAAAGGUGAAAUUUUGGGAUUGCUAGGACCCAGUGGGGCUGGUAAAUCUUCCUCCAUUAGGAUGAUUGCUGGGAUCACCAAGCCAACAGCUGGAGAGGUGGAACUGAAAGGAUUCAGGUCCGUCACAGGUGACCAGGGAAAUAACACAGUCAGUUUCCUGGGCUACUGUCCUCAGGAGAACGUGCUGUGGCCACUCCUGACGACGAAAGAGCACCUGGAGGUGUAUGCUGCUGUGAAAGGACUGCAGAAGGGGGAGGCUGCCAUUGCCAUCUCACGAUUAGUGAAUGGUUUCAGGCUACAUGAUCAGCUGAAUGUUCCAGUGCAGAAAUUGACUACUGGGGCCGCAAGAAAGCUGUGUUUUUCUGUACAUGACUCACAAAUUAUUUUAUAUAUGAAAUUCCUACCCCCCUCUCUUAUUGUUGUUCUGUACUUUUUUAUUUUGCAUGCUAUUCAUUUCUCAACUCACUUCAGGCAGGCUAUUCAGACAGCUGUUAAAAACACAGAACAAUGUAUUCUCCUGACUACCCACAACCUGACUGAGGCUGAGGCUCUCUGUGACCGGGUGGCCAUCAUGGUUUCUGGAAAGCUGAGAUGCAUCGGCACCAUCCCACACCUGAAAAGGAAAUUUGGCAAGGAGUACAUUCUAGAAGUAAAAGUGAAGGAGGCUACUCAAGUGCCAUCAGUCCACAUGGAGAUUGUGAAGCUUUUCCCACAGGCUGCAAAACAAGAAAGUUGUCAGGCAGGCUUUGAUUUAAAAUCAGUGUAUUCUGCCAUCUUCAAGUUCUUGAAACAAAAUUUUAACCUGGAAGAAUAUAGCCUCUCUCAGUGCACACUGGAAAAGGUAUUCUUAGAACUUUCUAAGGAGCAAGAGCUGGAAAGUAUUGAAGAAGAUAAAACCAUGAGAUGGAAACACCUUUCUCAUUCAGAUGAACCUUAA